Messenger RNA from Mucor mucedo, 1634 nucleotides. Its product is annotated as signal recognition particle 54 kDa protein. The transcript has 6 exons. The record is from RefSeq and is a predicted model, not a curated record. Bases 43 to 1599 code for a protein of 518 amino acids. Gene Ontology annotation, biological process: SRP-dependent cotranslational protein targeting to membrane, translocation; SRP-dependent cotranslational protein targeting to membrane. Lineage: Eukaryota; Fungi; Mucoromycota; Mucoromycetes; Mucorales; Mucoraceae. Gene Ontology annotation, molecular function: endoplasmic reticulum signal sequence receptor activity; ATP hydrolysis activity; 7S RNA binding. Gene Ontology annotation, cellular component: cytosol; signal recognition particle, endoplasmic reticulum targeting.
AAUCUUUUUCUUUCUUUUACUUUCAUAAGAAAAAAAUAAACAAUGGUUUUAGCUGAUUUAGGACGUAAGAUUAAUUCGGCCUUCACCGAAUUAACAAAGGCCCCUGUUAUUGAUGAGAAAGUUCUUGAUUCCUUGGUUAGAGAAAUUUGUGGUGCUUUGCUUGCAUCUGAUGUCAAUGUCAUGCUUGUUCAAAAGUUACGUGCCAACAUCAAAAAGAAUGUCAACCUGGACGAGUUGGCCAAUGGUGCUAACAAGAAACGCAUGAUUGAAAAGGCUGUUAUGGAUGAAUUAUAUAACUUGGUCGAUCCUCAAGUUGAGCCUUAUAAACCUGUGAAGCGUCGUGCCAAUAUCUUUAUGAUGGUUGGCCUUCAAGGUGCGGGUAAAACAACCACCUGUACAAAGAUCGCAUCCUUCUAUCAACGCAAAGGCUGGAAAGUCGCUCUUGUCUGUGCAGAUACUUUCCGUGCUGGUGCCUUUGAUCAAUUGAAGCAAAAUGCCACCAAAGCUAAAAUCCCUUACUAUGGUAGCUACACUGAAUCAGAUCCCGUUGCCAUUGCAUUAGAAGGUGUGGAGAAAUUCAAGGCUGAUAAGUUUGAAAUUAUCAUUGUCGAUACAUCAGGUCGUCAUAAGCAAGAAGUUGAAUUGUUUGAGGAAAUGAAGCAAAUUUCCGCUGCUGUCAAACCAGAUACUACUAUCUUUGUCAUGGAUGGUACCAUUGGUCAAGCUGCCGAAUCCCAAGCAAAGGCUUUCAAGGAAGCUGCUGAUUUUGGUUCUAUUAUUAUGACCAAGAUGGAUGGUCAUGCUAAGGGUGGUGGAGCUAUUUCCGCCGUUGCAGCCACACAUAGUCCUAUUAUUUUCAUCGGUACCGGUGAACAUCUUCAAGACAUGGAACGCUUCGAACCUAGAUCAUUUAUUCGUAAAGUGCUUGGUAUGCAUGAUAUGCGUGACAUGAUUGAACAAGUGCAAGAUACAAUGCAAUUAGGCGACAACAAAAAACUGAUGAAGAAUAUCGAAAAAGGUCAAUAUUCACUUCGCGACAUGUACGAACAAUUUCAACAAGUCUCUAAAAUGGGCCCCCUUUCAAAAUUGAUGGGAAAUAUACCAGGUAUGCCUGCAGAGAUGUUGGCUGGUACGGAACAAGAAGGCACCAAGCGUAUUAAACGUAUGAUGUGUAUCAUGGAUAGUAUGACUGACACAGAGCUUGAUGGCGAUAAUAAGCCAUUUGAUGAUAUCAACAGAGUCAUUCGUGUUGCUCGUGGUUCUGGUACCACCGUGCAUGAAGUUCAAGAAAUUUUGACCCAAUAUACACGAUUUGCAGAGAUGGUUAAGACAAUGGGUGGAAAGAACGGCUUGAUGCAAAACAUGCCUACAGAUCCCAGAAAGAUGAACCCUAACCAAAUGGCUCAAAUUGGUAAAAUGCAACAAAGUAUGGCCAACCUUGUGCCUCCUCAAAUGUUACAGCAAAUGGGUGGCAUGGAGGGCAUUCAAAAGAUGGCAAGACAAAUGGGCGGUAUGUUUGGUCGUGGCGGCGGGGCUCCAGGUGGCGGUGGUAUGCCUGAUAUGAGUAAAAUGAUGGAAAUGAUGAAGAACUUUAGCUAAAAAAACUACACCAAAAAAAAAAAAAAAAAAAUCAC